AUGGUCAACCUAGCGUAUGAUAACUGUGACUUCAAGUUCGGUGUUGGCCAGCCAAUGGAUCUCAAGGACCGAACAUUUGAGAGCAUCACAACCGGUCUCUUCUUUGCACCACUGAAGGAAAUGCUUCCUGAGCAUUUGGAAUAUGCCGAAAGUUUAUGGAACACUCACCCAAACAACCCCAGCGCUCUUAAUGUCCCACCAACGAUCACCUUUGCUGACAUUUUACCAACAGGUGAAGAUACACUCAUGAAACAUUGUCAGUGGCACGUUGCAUCAGUAUUAAUCGAAGAAUACUUCCCUGAACUUCGAUCCCAUCUUAUCAACCCACCAUUGACAUUCCGAUUGUCACCACAGCCAACUUUGUACUCAACAGCAGAGGCAGUGUAUGCAAAGGCAUCCACCAUUGAUGGAAAUAUCGAUGCAAUAAUGUCGCUUCUUGAGCAAAGUGGCAUCAUAAAAGAAGGGGUUUUCGAAAAAUAUAUGGUCCUUCUCCAUGGGGAUCUCGGUAUGGUUGAAAAGAUUGAGGGGAUUUUGCGAUUGUGA
Cantharellus anzutake is the source of this 543-nucleotide messenger RNA. RefSeq lists its product as uncharacterized. Lineage: Eukaryota; Fungi; Basidiomycota; Agaricomycetes; Cantharellales; Hydnaceae. The record is from RefSeq and is a predicted model, not a curated record. The transcript has a single exon. The coding region runs from base 1 to 543 and encodes 180 amino acids.